CAAACAAAGGCUAUAUAUAUGUGUGAUGAAAUUUGAUCAUAUCCCUGCUUGCAAAUCAUCAGAGCUGAAAAGUUAAAAGUAAAAUUUGAUCAUCAAAGUUGAAAAUGUCAGGAGCACAAGGAGCUCAGCCGCCGGGGUCACAGACGGCAACAACGUACAAGUCAAUUCCGGGAGGAGAGAACAAAAGCAAGACAGAGCUGAAAUCCCAACAGGACCAAGGUGGCGUUCAGAUUGACAAGCUCCAAGACAAGGUCGAGGAUGCUGCUGGCAAAGGUGGCCCCGUCUUUGGCGCCGGGAAAGACCCAAAUAAGCAAGACCUUGGUGUCACCGGCAGUGGCUAAUUAUAAUCAAUAGCUUAAAUAGGCAGCUUGUGUGUAUGUGUGUUAAUUAUAUAGCCUAGGGUUAAUUAAGUGUGUUUGAUCAGCAUGUAUGGUGCUGGAGUUUUGGUUAAUUAUGUGUCUCCAUAUUAUCUAAUUAGUUUCCAGCGUUUGAUAAUUUAAUAAAUAUUAUUUGUUACGUAUA
This is a messenger RNA of Prunus persica (peach), 522 nucleotides long. RefSeq lists its product as uncharacterized. The coding region runs from base 105 to 341 and encodes 78 amino acids. The transcript has a single exon. Lineage: Eukaryota; Viridiplantae; Streptophyta; Magnoliopsida; Rosales; Rosaceae. The record is from RefSeq and is a predicted model, not a curated record.